GAAAGGCUCGAUAUAGGUGGGCUGGAGAUGGCGAUGUUGCUGUGGUGGUAGAAGUUUGUGCCCCUAGAAGAAGAGGAAGAAGAGAAACAGACGAAAGUGAAGCUUGUUUACCUUUCAGGCACCUCAUCAUAGUAAAGAGAAAACAUCUCUCAGAAUGAUUUACUUUAUGAGAUCAGAUAUUUCAGGAUUCUAGUGACACCUGAAGGAACAUCAGGAAACCAGUGAAUUUCAAAAGUGAGAUGGAUAAGGUCAUUAACUGUUUCAGUAAAAGGCCUGAGGCUGUAGCGAGAUUGGUCUGUUUUCCCUGGGCGGGUGGAGGCUCCAUCCACUACGCACGCUGGGGAAGACUCCUUAACCACGCCAUUGAAGUUUAUUCAGUCAGACUGCCUGGAAGGGAAGGUCGAGGAAAAGAACCCUUCUUCCAGAACAUGCAGCAGAUCCUUGAUGAGGUCCUUGGUGUGAUUUUACCGGUGCUCAAAGAGAAACCAUUUGCUGUAUUUGGACACAGUUUUGGUGCCAUGACGAGCUAUGCGUUCACUGAGUAUAUGAAGAAGGUUUACAAUCUUGAGCCUGUUCAUGUGUUUCUCUCUGGAGCUUCUGCACCUUACUCAGAAACUAGAUUGCAGGCCCCACGUAGAAGCCACCUGUCUGAUGAAGAAUUCCUCCAGUGGAUGAUCUCCCUUGGAGGAACGCCUCCUGAAAUCCUGGCCAAUCCUGAGGCGCUAAAGUUAUUCCUGCCAGCCUUGAAAGCAGACCUAAAUGUAGUAGAGAACUACAGGUGUAGCAGGCCGGCAACCCCUUUCCUGUCAUGUCCGGUGUCAUGCUUUGAUGGCAAGGAGGAUUUGCCACAUGACCUACAAGCAUUCAAGGCCAUGACAAGUGGAGAUUUCACUGUACAGAUGCUACCUGGAUCACAUUUCUACCUAAAAGACACAGCAAAUGAGAAGGUCAUUCUGGACUACAUCACAAAACAUCUAGAAACAGCUGAGAUGGACUACUUAUAAAAGACCUUUGGAUAUAGUCACUGGUCCUGUGGUUGUGAAACUCUUUGUACAACAGCAUUGUGCUCUUGCACAAGUUUAAAUGGAAAGCAUGAACACUGACAUUCUUACUUUAAAUCCUAGAGAGAUCAUGAGAUAUUUCUAUAUUUCUGUAUGAGCAUUAACUCUCCAAAUGACACCUUGACCAAAUUUACUGGAUGGACAUCAUACCAAUAAAUGAUGUUCUUACAGUUAAGAUGAUUUUAGAUAUAUUUCUUGGCUCAUUUUCAAACUAUAAUUUGCUAAAUAUCAUUUUGAUAAUGACUAAGUUGAGAAUGUCAGGUUGGGAAAUUGGCCCUAGAUUUAACCUCCUAAGGCCCAAGCUGUUUUUUUACAUGCAUUUUUUUUUAUUUCUCUUUGCUAUUUGGGCUUAUUAGAACCUGAUUAGAAUAAAAACUAAGCAUCAUCUUUUAAUAAGAUGUACUUUUAGAGAAAAAGUAUGUCCACAUAUGUGGAUUCUUGUUCCGAAUUUCUAAAAAGUGCUGUCCACGCAUGUGACCGUUAAGCCCUAGGAGGUUAAAGAUUUUACUUGUGCUAUGAAUUUGUUUUCAAUUGGUUAUGAUUGACUUUUUCAGAAAAGAAAACACUACAUACGAAGUCAAUUGUUCACCAAAAGAGAAGCAUAACAAUUAAAAUACAGUACGUUAUAUCUGUCGCUUGUAUUUUAACAUGAUUAAUUGGUUACUGAAAGUAGAAAUGAAUAAUUUUUUUUAAUUGGCUGAUACUGUUAUCUUCAAGUUUCUCAAUAAAAGUGAGGCAGGAUCCAACUCCAAUAUAGAA
Neoarius graeffei (lesser salmon catfish) is the source of this 1820-nucleotide messenger RNA. RefSeq names its product oleoyl-ACP hydrolase (gene olah). Gene Ontology annotation, biological process: lipid biosynthetic process. The transcript has 8 exons. Lineage: Eukaryota; Metazoa; Chordata; Actinopteri; Siluriformes; Ariidae. Bases 240 to 1004 code for a protein of 254 amino acids. The record is from RefSeq and is a predicted model, not a curated record.